CAUAGUAUACACUAUACAAUAUACAGCAGAUGUUUCCUUAGAACAGUAUACAAUAUACAGCAUUCCUUAUCCAAAAAAUGCAUGCACGAAGGUUUAGGGUUUAAGGAUUGUGGGAUAGUUCGCGGAAUCCUCCGCGGAAUUCACUCUUCCGAUUCUCGUGACCGAGUUUGAUUGUUACGAGGUUGUAUAGGUGCGAUAUUGCAGCUGUUGAUGCGUUUUUCGAUGUGAGACAAGGCGGAGGCAGCUUGCGUGCAGGUGCGACAGAUUGGUAGUCACAAAUUGUACUUUUGGAAUCCCAUGGUAUCGAACGCAGCAUAUAUGUUGCAGUAGUGUCAUACUCCGUGGGGGAGCACAAUGGCGCUGCUUAAUAGAUGGAAUAGUGCAAUUGACGGAUUAAAUGUGCAUUGCGGAAGCAGGAGCCUUUGCGUGAAAAAUUGGUUACUCGGAGCUCAAAUUGUUUCGUUGGAAAGAGGAUGGAAGAUAAAGAAUUUGAGCACUGCAAGCAGACCAGCUCUGUCGAAAUGGAAUUGCUCCGUUCUCUCAACGUCGCUAGAAGAGGCUAUUGUAGGUAAGCCAGAUUGUGAUGAUUCUAGUGGUCGUGAGGUGAUUGGAGAGGAGGAGACGGCAAGCGAGGCGCCCUUAUUGAGCGCUCUUAGAGAAUGCGCAGAAAUGGACGCCGCAUCAUUCCAUUUUCCCGGCCAUAGACGUGGAUCAGGAGCGCCACCCGUGAUGGAGGCUCUCAUCGGGAAAAGCGCUUUUGCAGCCGAUUUGCCAGAGCUUCCCGAGCUUGACAACCUCCAUGCAGCUGAGGGGGUAAUUCUUGAGGCGCAGUGCAAAGCGGCCCGGCUAUUUGGAGCGGAACAGACAUGGUUUCUAGUGAACGGCUCCACUUGCGGUAUCCAGGCUGCCGUGAUGGCUACAUGUGCGCCUGGUGAAUACCUCAUCCUCCCUCGAAAUGUUCAUAUGUCCGCCGUUUCGGCCAUGGUGCUAUCAGGAGCGCUGCCGAAAUACGUUUCGCCCAUCUCAGAUUCGACAUGGGGGGUGGCACAUGGCGUGCAAAUUGCACAAUUCGAGGCCGCCAUUCGGGAGAUUCGAAGCACCGGGGGUAAAAUAGGAGCUCUGCUAGUGGUGUCUCCGACCUAUUUUGGAAUUUGCAGCCUCAUUCGGGACCUUGCACAAGUGUGCCACGCACAAGACAUUCCUCUUAUAAUCGACGAGGCGCACGGGGCGCAUUUCAGAUUCCACUCCAAACUGCCACAGACCGCGCUGGAGCAAGGGGCUGACAUUGCAGUGCAGUCCACACACAAAGUGCUCGGAUCUCUCACUCAAUCCGCUAUGUUACACGCCCAGGGUUCAAGAAUCAACCGGGCGAGGCUCGCCCAGUGUCUGCAGAUGCUUCAAAGCUCAAGUCCCAGCUAUCUCCUGCUUGCAUCACUCGAUGCAUCGAGAGCUCACAUGGAAGUGAACCGCCAGGAUUCGAAAUUAGAUGCCGCUUUAUCUCUCGCCUUCAUGGUGCGGAACGCAUUGCAGCAAUUACCAGGCCUAAUGAUCUUAGAUUUGGCGUCCAUGCCCUCCGACGCAGUGGCAGAAUCCUCUAUUGCUGGAACUGACCCCCUUCGUAUCACUGUCGGGCUGUGGGGAUUAGGACUAACGGGUUUCGAGGCGGACGACAUUCUUCGCUUCGAAUUCGGCGUUAUCGCUGAGCUUCCUUCCCUGCGCUCUAUCACAUUUGCUGUCAGCGUUGGGAGCUCUCAUAGAGAUGCGACGCGUUUAAUUGAUUCCUUUACUGCUCUUUCAUCGAGGUAUGCCUGCAGGACUGAUCAAAUAGUCGGCCCCAUCUCCAACCCUCUUUUACAAGAUCAAGCCAUAGUAUGGGAGAAUCAGUUGAUGUAUCUCAGCCCCAGGGAGGCAUUUUACUCCAAGUCAGAGGAAAUCAUGGUGGAAUGUGCUCUUGGUCGAGUGAGCGCGGAUCUGCUUUGCCCUUACCCCCCGGGAAUUGCCGUUUUGACGCCAGGGGAAGUAAUUACAAAAGAAGCAGUGGAUUACAUACAGGCUGUAAUUGCUGCAGGGGGAGCAGUUAGUGGGGCAAUCGACGACGACUUCAAAUCCGUUAGGGUACUAUUGUAGAGGUAGGAGGUAACAGAAGGUAUUUUAAAAAUGUGGGAGAUAUUAAGAGAAUUUGUACAUUAUUUAAGAACAUGGUUAUUCACUUUCUCAAGUGGAGAUUACGCGAAAGUUAGUUGGUGCUUUCAGUGUGCUUCAUUUUGGAAGUUCAUAUCCAACAGCGGACAAUGCUUUAUGAUGUACGACACAGUGACAAAAGGGAUAUUUAUGUAUUUCACUUCUUGUUAGGAGUUAA
This is a messenger RNA of Physcomitrium patens, 2359 nucleotides long. RefSeq lists its product as uncharacterized. Gene Ontology annotation, molecular function: catalytic activity. NCBI's taxonomy places the organism in Eukaryota, Viridiplantae, Streptophyta, Bryopsida, Funariales, Funariaceae. The record is from RefSeq and is a predicted model, not a curated record.